AGCACUGUCCCAUUGCCUCAUGGAUGUCUGAACGGAGGAUCGCUCUCAUCUGCCAUUGUUCAACAUGUCUCCUCAUCCUUGCCAUGGGUCGGACCGUGCGUGGCUCUCCCGGUGCCUGGAGGUGACCACAGAAAGUCUCAGAGAACUCCAUGACAUGAGACAAGAAGCAGAGGACAGGGUCAGGGGGGUCCUGGGUGACCAGCGGAGGGCACGGGAGAGUAACUGGUCCAAAUGGCCAAGGAAUCUGGCUGCAGAAGACAGCAUGAGUCGGGGGAAAGCUGCGUGGAGGAAUCAAGACUCGGCCAGAGCUAAGAACUCCGAGCUAGAGCAUAUAGAAGAAGAGGUGUCUGGGCUCAGACAGAGGAACACCAUGGGAAAACGUCGGAAGAGAUCCUCCACCUCACAGCUUCCAGAUCUAGACCACAGCCUGGAGCCAGGGAAGGGAAGAGCUCAGGGGCCCAAUGACCCCCACCGAAGCAGGGUGCCAUCCAGCCCGGUCCAUGUACUGUCACAGGAGCUGCAACAGAAGAUGAUCCUACCAGAAGAUGCAGAGAGGGACCAUGUAAAGGUCAAAGGAUCCAGAGAGAUCCAGGAGAGGGACCAUGGAAAGGCUACAGGAUCCAGAAACAUCCAGGAGAGGGACCAUGGAAAGGCUACAGGAUCCAGAAACAUCCAGGAAAGGGACCAUGGAAAGGUCAGAGGGAUCCAAGAGAGUGACCAUGGAAAGGUCAGAAGAUCCAAAGAGAUCCAGGAGAUGGACCAUGAAAGGUUUAGAGGAUACAGAGAGAUCCAAGAGAGAGACCAUGAAAAGGUCAGAGGAUCUAGAGAGACCCAAGAGAGGGACCAUGGAAAGGUCAGAGGAUCCAGAGAGACCCAAGAGAGGGACCAUGGAAAGGUCAGAGGAUCCAGAGAGACCCAAGAGAGGGACCAUGGAAAGGUCAGAGGAUCCAGAGAGACCCAAGAGAGGGACCAUGAAAAGGCUACAGGAUCCAGAUACAUCCAGGAGAGGGACCAUGGAGAGGCUACAGGAUCCAGAGAGAUGGAGGAAAGAGAGGACAGUGUCUGCAGAGACAGAACAGAGAGCUGGCAGAGCCCAAUAUGGGGAAACGGAGCGGGCCCAGCGCAAAGGGCACAGGAGAAGGAUAUAGACCAGGACAGCCUGCCAGUGACUGAAGGCACAGAGGUCUAUAAACCUGCAUUAGAUGUGUGGAUGCCAAAGAACAUUCCAGCAUCUGGAGUGGAGGGGGAAAAGAAUUUCCAGCCAACAGAACCUUACCUUUUACGUAGAAUCGGUUCUGGAUCCUUGGCACCUCGUCUCAGACUUGGAAGUUCUGGAGUGACCAGUGAUCUUCUGUUUACUAGAAGGUUCAGUGGGAACUGCUUAUCGACUCACAGUUCAGGAUUCUAUGAGAAUAGUGAUUUGGACUCCAUCUCGUCUUCCUGCUCCUCCCUUUGUAGUGAUUCGUCCUGCCACACAUCCUUUUCUAUGAUGUCACCACACCGAAACUCAGUGAUUAGGCCAAGGUCCAUAGACUAUACUAACGAACGCAGGAAAGAAUUGCAAAGUGGAAGGGCACAACCAAGGAGACCCAUAUCAGCAGGUGCACUGGAAGGCUAUUCUCUAUCCUCCAUUUCCACUUCACGGUAUGACAUCACUCAACAUAAUGACAGGACUAGUUGCGACUAUACAUAUUCUUCUACUCCACCACUCUGUGCCAUCCAGCAGCGCUGUAAAGCCGAGCGCUAUAUUUGCAAGCUCGCACUCAAAUACCGCUGUAAGCCAGGAGUGUCUAAUCCUCUCCCUGACCUUGGACCACGAACUCCUAGAACUCCAGCCUCUGCUUCCCUUUAUUCUGAAUGCUAUAACAGCUGCCCCCCUUCACCUCAAAUCAACUCCCUGUCAUCCAGCUUAGGAGACGUACGGAAAACCCCUAAAGGCUCAUGGGGACGUUUCUUUAGUCGUGUCAUGCUUAAGAAGGACUCAAGGAUUGCAGCUUCAGAGCUAAACCUGCAGCACUGUAUCUACAGUCCACAAAAAAGCCUACGAAGUCCAUCCCUAGCAGACGGUCAGCUUGUGAGGGCAAAAUCCUUCCGUGAUUUGCUCUCCGUUAACCCAUUCAAGAAAAGCCAGAGGGGGCUGAACAAAGUAUGGUAGUUAC
This is a messenger RNA of Nanorana parkeri, 2159 nucleotides long. It is a transcript of the gene LUZP4, whose product is annotated as leucine zipper protein 4. The transcript is spliced from 5 exons. Bases 65 to 2155 code for a protein of 696 amino acids. Lineage: Eukaryota; Metazoa; Chordata; Amphibia; Anura; Dicroglossidae. The record is from RefSeq and is a predicted model, not a curated record.